AAAGCAGUGUAGGUAAUAAUAAGUUUUGCUUUGGUAAUAUUAAACAUAUUUAUUUAUUAUUAGGUAUAAAUAAUAUUGAUUGUAGAGAGAAAUGAUUUUAAUACAGAAUUUGGUGAUAUUCAUUUUCUUUUAUGUAGCUACAGGGUUACAAUAUUUAGGCGGACAUUUUGGCGACGGAAUUACUUAUCCAGGAACAAAAUGGUGCGGAAUAGGAAACAUUGCAUCCGAUGAUAACGAUUUUGGUACCGAAAUUGAAGCCGAUAAAUGCUGCCAAACUCACAGUAACUGUCCAGAUUAUAUAGAGGGUUUUCAAACAAAGUAUAAUUUGACAAAUCCGUUACCUUAUUCGAGUGUGCUCUGCAAGUGCGAUAAAGAGUUAAACAAAUGUUUGAAGGAAGCAGAUACGGAGGCUUCGAAUGACAUUGGAGAUUUUUUCUUUAACAAAUUCAUAUCGCAGUGCUUUUCAAAACAAGGAGACUUAUAUCAUUGGGAAGAUAAACCAAAGUUUUAAAUAAUUCAAUAUAUGUUUGAAAUAUAAAACAUAUUUAAUAAAAUUUAUGAAUGAUC
This is a messenger RNA of Psylliodes chrysocephalus, 567 nucleotides long. The record is from the annotation of a GenBank genome assembly. NCBI's taxonomy places the organism in Eukaryota, Metazoa, Arthropoda, Insecta, Coleoptera, Chrysomelidae.